Messenger RNA from Gryllus bimaculatus (two-spotted cricket), 2131 nucleotides. The record is from the annotation of a GenBank genome assembly. NCBI's taxonomy places the organism in Eukaryota, Metazoa, Arthropoda, Insecta, Orthoptera, Gryllidae.
UUGUUGCAAAAGCGCGUUAAGGUCAAUUAACAAAUAAGGUUAAUUAUCCAUUAAAUAAUGAACCAAGAAGCUAUUAGGAUGUAUAUUGUCGUAUUUAGGAUAGAGAAUUGAUUUUUCCGUUCCGAGUUGUAUCUUCUGGGCAUUAUGUGAUCCCCUCACCUGUACCGACAGACUGCGGUACGUAAACGGGCACGGGUACGGUACCGAUGGGCACCGUACGUAACGGGCAGAGGCCAAUGUAAAAUAUGCUCUAUUGUCUACAUAUAGGGUCUGUUAUUGCCAAUGUACAACAUAUUAUAUUGCUUGGACGUGCGUAUUGUUAAAGAAUGACACUAACUUUGUCAUUAGAAAGCUCCUUAUUUUAAGAAAUUAAACAUCAAUUUUAAUAGGGAUGUUAAGGCCUUGCAAGCAGAAAAGAGUGCAGUGGCUAUGAAGGAUAUUAAAUGGUACUCGCACAACUCAACAGUUGGAUUUUUGGUAGCAGGAAUUUGGAAUAACCGAUAUUACCCAAUGACAUCUCUUAUCAUCACAGGAAAUAGAUCUGCAGCUCAUGAUUUACUUGUAACAGGUGAUGCUGAUGGGUAUCUAAGGCUAUUCAGGUAUCCGUGUUUGAGUCCUAAGGCUGAGUACAAUGAAGAAAAAGUGUAUAGUUUACAAAUUGCAGCCGCAAGAUUCCUCUUCAAUGAUAAAAAUGUGGUUACUGUGGGAGGCACUGAUGCUUCACUUAUGUUGUGGGAUGUGGUUGAUGAUUAACAAAUCAUUUACUGGUAGUUUAAGUUUGCUUCAGAUGUGGCUCUGGAAGACAAAGUGCCUGCUUGUUGUUUGCAAAUGGGAAAAAUCAGACAUAACAACAGUGUUAAAAAUGUUCCAGUGCAAUACUUACUCUUCAUGUAUGGUGAAGAGAUUUGUGAUCACAGAAACCCUAGUAGUGAAAAAACAUACGGGAAUUUCUCAAUUUGCAAAGCAACAGAAAAUGGAUGUUGUGAAAAGUGUGAAUGUGGACAUCUCUUGUGAUAGACUUUUCUAUGAAAUUUAGUAUAUUUUAUCAUAAACUGUUCAUAUUUCAUAUCAAUCUUUUUUCCAUGUGAACUACGAGACUCAUGUUUGAUAAUCACAGCAAAUAAUUUAAUUUAGGACUAGUUAUUUCCCCGAAAUUAUUCAAAAACCCAUCAGGGGAGAAAUAAAAAAUUCUCAGUGGUAUUUAUGAAAUUUAAAAGCAGAAAAUGUAAGCAAUAUUUCACAAAUUCUGAAGUUAAGUUUUCUGAACAGAAAUUAAAGAAAAGUGCAUAAAGCUCUACCCAAUCAUUCAAAUCUUGAAAACUGGACAAAAUGUUCCAAAAUAUUAAAUUACUUCUUCCUUAUUUUGCUUAAUAAUAGCCUUAGACUAGUCAUUUAGUUAUGUCUGAUAAACAAGUAGCUGAUGUGAAAGUUUAUAUUUAUAAUAAAAUUAAAAACCCACAGGAAAAUAAUAAAAAUAUUUUAAAACUGCCAAGGAUGUGUAUAAAGAAUUUUAUGAUAUUUGAGUGAUAUUUUAGUACACAACUCUUAAGUGUAAAUAUUACUUCAAAAUUUUUGAAUGUUCUCACAGUUACUAUACUAUGAGAUGUACUGUCAAGCUGGUGCAGUUUGAUUUGCAAAUUCUUAAUUACAAAGAAUCUACUUAAUUUUUUCAAGUAAGUACUGAGGUUUUUUCAUGUUCUUUGAUUGUACUUCUUGCUUAAGUGCAAAGAGUACGAGAAUUGUAUUUACACAAAGGCAAAGAAUUAUAGUAAAAACAUCUAAAAAUUUGCAUUUUUGUUUGGACACAAUUUAGCUCUAAGAAAAUUUUGUAAAAUAAUUUUGAAACUUAAAACACAUUUUAAAAUGUUUCUUGGUAUAUAAAUGUAUGCUUUGCAUAGAUGUAACACCUUUUUAAAUUUGUAACAUUGUAUAUUAUAGAAUGAGCAAGAAACAAAAUUUUCCACUCAGGCACAAAUAAGAAUUAACUGUAAUUCAAAAUGUUCUCUACCAUUCCAUGUGUACAAACUUCCAAGCAUCAAAAUAUUUCUGUUCUUGUAAUUUAUGCAUAGUAGUGAACAGUUAAAAUUAGAUAUGUAUUAUUAAUGUAUGUGAAUUAAACCAUUAAAAAUGA